AUGUCAAUCAUUUGCAAAGAACAUGGCUUUGAGAUAACCACAGAUUUCCUGCACUAUCCCUAUGUCUAUAAGUUUGAUGUCAAACCAUCUGAGGGCUUGGAUUUACCGCCGAUAACUAUCUGUACGGAAAGGGAUGUGUUUUUCGAUAAGACACCGUUUGUCCGACACUUUAAUAUAAGCCAGAAAUACGAGUCAUACAAACUGUCGGCUAAACAACAGUCAAACGAUUUACUUUGGAAUAUGUUUCACUAUCUCAUUGACGACGACUUCGUUCAGUUUGACAUCAAUUAUGAAACGCAACAAAAGUUUCUAAUUAACGGUUAUUUUGAAACAAAUCCAAAAAAAUUGGGUAAAUUACUUGAAUACCAAAUGGAUUUUGCCGAAAUCCAAGAAAAAUUGUAUUCCUCCGACUAUUUCCGGUUCUAUAUAUUGACUUCACCCCCUCACCCCUCACAUAUGGUAUCUCCUGAUGAAUGGAUUCAUACGAAGAGAAUUGGAUUGAAUGCGAGACUGAAGAUAACGACAACUCAUUUCCAUUUGCUGUCCAAUCCUUAUAUGAAGAGAUGUCUGGAAACCGAGAAUUGGAUUGAAUGCGAGACUCAAGAUAACGACAACUCAUUUCCAUUUGCUGUCCAAUCCUUAUAUGAAGAGAUGUCUGGAAACCGCAUUGAGAUGCCAUAA
This is a messenger RNA of Oppiella nova, 681 nucleotides long. Lineage: Eukaryota; Metazoa; Arthropoda; Arachnida; Sarcoptiformes; Oppiidae. The record is from the annotation of a GenBank genome assembly.